Molecule: messenger RNA, 1023 nt
Organism: Thamnophis sirtalis
Lineage: Eukaryota; Metazoa; Chordata; Lepidosauria; Squamata; Natricidae
Source: RefSeq, a predicted model, not a curated record
AUGGACACCCCCGUCACACACUCGGCUUACCAGCCUGCAGAAUUGGACAGAAAUAUGUAUUAUAUCUUGACUGAAAACUACCAUUAUGGCAGCAAGCUUUUCCACGCAGGGAGUAUGUGUUAUCUGAGAGAACAGAUAUACCUGCAGCACAUUAGCAGAAUGUCUACUCGCUUGUGGCGCUUUAUCAUGGAACAGGAUGGUUCCGUGGCUACUGUGGACGUGGAAAGCCUGCAGCCAGUGAAUGAGAAGAUGGCUGACUUCCUUCUGGCCAUCAACAACGCUCAGGAACGCUUGAACUGUUUUCUAGACAGGCAGGUUCUAGAUGCCGCCAUGAUGGCUGAACAAGGUCAGCAGGUCUUGGUCGAUCUGGAUGAUCAGUUUUUCCCCGCUACCAUCCGCUACAUUGGGAAACUUCAUACAAGCCCUUUAUCAUCAGGGAUCUGUCCAAUUUACUUUGGAGUGGAAUUGCAGGGUGAUGGUGAAGGCAGAGGCCUCUGUGCUGGCACCUACCAUGGGGCAGAAUACUUCAAGUGUAAACCCAAGUGCGGCCUUUUCCUGCCGUUCAACAAGCUGCAGUUUCUGCCAGCGUUAGAGACCGACCAGGUGGAGGAGAAAAGGCAGCGACCUGAUGGAAUUGUGCCAGUGAAAAUGGGCGACCCUGUUGGCUUUUAUUUAGACGAUGCCUUCACACGAGGGAUAGUCCUGGAAGUGUAUCAGAAGGGGAACGAGUGGAUGGUGAAAGUAUGUCCGGAGGAAGAGGGCUCAGCAGACGUUUUCCGAGAGAUCCCUCUGGAUUCGGUGGUGAAGGAGGAACUGCUCUCCUUAGACCCGGAUUCUGGGCUCCAGGAAUACUUCAAGCGUAAGAGAAGCGAAAGUUCAGAGAAUUUGGAAGAGAAGGCCGGCUCUCUGGGAGUCAACUCUAUGGUGCAGAUCAACCUAGACAAGGGACGGGCUGUCACGGGGACGAUCCGUUGGAUUGGCUCCCUCCCUAAUACCCCGCGAAGGGUGGCUGGAAUUGAGUUG